Molecule: messenger RNA, 5534 nt
Organism: Gadus macrocephalus (Pacific cod)
Lineage: Eukaryota; Metazoa; Chordata; Actinopteri; Gadiformes; Gadidae
Gene: arhgap30
Exons: 14
Coding region: 627-5156 (1509 amino acids)
Biological process (GO): small GTPase-mediated signal transduction
Molecular function (GO): GTPase activator activity
Source: RefSeq, a predicted model, not a curated record
AGGUGUGGCAGAGGAAAGACGAUUACAGAGACGUUCAUUAGUUAUCACUUUAUGUGACUCCAUUUCCGCUCGCUAAACAUUGCAGACAUGAUCAUAGCUCAUGCUAGGCUUCCGGGAUAGUCAAAAUCCCAAAAUGGCAGUAGGCUGACAGGCUGUAGGGCAUACAAUUGGCAGCAUGAUGGAGAGAUGUAACCUCCCUCAACCCCCGGUCAUAGUUAAUGGUUUCUUUAGGGUUUUUGAUGUACUUCUGCAUACGCUCUGGGAGAAAAGGAAACGUGAUUGAAUGGAUAGGAACUUGGUUAUGCAGCAAAAUAGGAGAACUUGGUUGCACCUGCCGCAAAAACAGUUGGACCACAGUCUCGACACAACUCAAUAAACGCCAUCAAACAAAGAAGUCUACGUAUUUUGACGUUUUGGCGGUUGCACCAGAUCACCACCACAAGAAAGCAGUCCAACCCCCUGAAGGAUGUGAGACAGUCUCGGGUUCACUUUAAAACCCACCGUUGCUGGUUGGAUUCUGCCAGGCGUCUAGGGGGCCACAGCCACUCCCUCGCUCACUUUCACCCACAAACGGAGCCCCGUGGCCUGGAUGUGAGCAGAGCUGCGGCCGGAGGGACCAGGCAGACAUGCGGAGAGCCCGGAGGAAGGGGGCCAAUAAGGAGAAGGUGUUCGGCUGCGAUCUGCAGGAACAUCUGGCCGCCUCCUCGCAAGAGAUUCCUCACGUGUUAAAGAUCUGCAGUGAGUUCCUCGAGGAGCACGGGGUCGUCGACGGCAUCUACCGGCUCUCCGGGGUAUCUUCCAACAUACAGAAACUCAGGAGUGAGUUUGACAAUGAAGCCAGCCCGGACCUCCACAAGGAUUUGUACCUGCAGGACAUCCACUGCGUCAGCUCCCUCUGCAAGGCCUACUUCCGGGAGCUGCCCAACCCACUGCUCACCUACAACCUCUAUGACAAGUUUGCCGAGGCUGUGGCCCUCAAGCUGGAGGAGGAGAGAUUGGUGAAGAUAAGAGAUGUGCUCAAGGAGCUACCCGCCCUUCAUUACAGGACCCUGGAGUUCCUCAUGUGCCACCUCGUGAGGAUGGCUUCCCAUUCCGCCCAGACCAACAUGCACUCCAGGAACCUGGCCAUCGUCUGGGCCCCCAAUCUCCUCCGGUCCAAGGACAUUGAGAACUCCGGGUUCAACGGUACGGCCGCCUUCAUGGAGGUGAGGGUGCAGUCCAUCGUGGUGGAGUUCAUCCUCAACCACGUCUCUCAACUCUUCAGUGGAGAAGGUGUACCCCAGGAUAGGCGGGUUUCCUUGCCCUCCCCAACUGCAGCGUUUGGUCCGGAGGAACCAAUCCUUCGAGAGCUUCCUGCAAAUAUGGCUCACUAUGGCCACAUAAGCCCUGGGGAUGGUCCAAUUGCCAUGAGACCCUACCACGCGAUUAUUGAAGGCACUGACAAGAGGAAGGGGUCUCUCAAGGGCAGGAAAUGGAUGUCCAUCUUCAACAUCGGGGGACGAUUCCACGAACCGUGGAAAAGGAGCAAGAGCAGUCAAAAAGAGAAAGAAAGGUGUUCAUUGAGGCCGGCCAGAAGUAUGGACUCCCUCAGCAUUCAAACGUAUACAAAUGAAGCAAAAUGUUCCGGAUCCAGGCACCCUGUCCAGCACCCCUCCGCCAUGUCCGGGUCCGGGGCCGCCCCCAGUGCCCUGGCCGGCGGCGAGGCAGCGCCCCCUGCUGGUGCCACGGGGGGCAGCGGGUACGCCGUCACCUACCGACGGGGCACCGGGGUGCUGAGCGGGGGCGGCGGGACCCAGGGCACCUACAGCUCCCUGGACCCCGAGGGCCUCGGGGCCGGCGGGGCGGGAGGGGGCGGCUCGCCGGGGACCCCCUCCAGAUCCCCCGGCCAAUCCUCGGCCAAGGUGGGCCGUCGGGCGGCCAUGCAUAUCUCCGAGCCCCACAUCGUCACCGUGCCUCUCCACAUCACCUCCAACAUGGCCCUGGUGGUGCUGCAGGGGGGCGGGGGCGACCGGGUGGUGCACUGCGGAAAGGACCGGGACGGAGGAGACCGGGCCGACGGGAAGGAAAGAGGAGCUGGGAGGGGGGAGAAGAAGAGGAAGGGUGACGGAAAGAAGAAGGAGCUAGGAGGAGGAGGGGGAGAAGGAGGGGAAGAAGUCAUAGGAGAAGGAGCAGGAGGAGGAGGGGGAGGAGGAGGAGGAGGAGGAGGAGGAGGAGAAGGAGAAGGGGGAGGAGGAGGAGGAGGAGGAGAAGGGGGAGGAGAAGUCAUAGGAGAAGGGGGAGAAGGAGGAGGAGGAGGAGGAGGAGAAGGGGGAGAAGGGGGAGAAGGGGGAGGAGGAGGCGGAGGAGGAGGAGGAGAACAAACUGCUGUCACAACAGAGACAUUGGUGGAGGACGAGAAAGUUGGACAGAAUCACCUGGAAGAAGACAAGAGUGGUGACAAUUGGAAGCCAGAUGUGCAAAGUGGUGGGGAAGAGGAAGGAGACAGUGAGGAGAUGAGCGAAGAUGAGGGGGUCCUGGACGAUGACCAGGUCAAGCCUGUGGAAAACGAUGGAGGUCGGGUCUCUGAUGGAGAGCCAGAUGCUGAAAUUGUGAAUUCUGACCUGCACCAAUAUGUUCCUGAAGACACUGACGAUGAAUACAUGGAUAUGAGGGGUGAGGGGUUGGAGAACCUGGACCGCCGCUCAUCAGAGCUGCCCGGUGUCCAACGCGUCCCUGGACCUGAGGGGGAGGCCCACGAGCUCUCGGGUUACGUUCAGGAGAGCUUUGACUUCCUGGACCACAUCGACUGCAGCGUCUCGAGCCAGGUGAACGAGUUCUCCGUGGAACCUCCCGCCUAUGAGGACGACGAGUACGAGGACAUGGAAGCUCCCGGGCUGGCUCUCUGCAGCUCCCCCCUGGCGUCCAAGGAGACGGAGCCCUCGGCCCACCGCCCGAAUCGACACUCCGAGCCCAACCCCGGACCUCCGCUGCCCCACCAACGCCAACCGCCCUCGCAGAGGCUCUCCAACAGACAGAUGAAGUCCCUCAGCCUGCCCUACAUGAGCACCUACUUCUGUCCGCCCGAGUCCUCCUCCGAAGACGACGAAGGGGACGACUGCACUGCAGACGAUGAAGACGAUGACGGUUGUUUUGAUCAGGACGGCGGCGAGAAUGAAGACGGGGACAUUUUCUACAAGAGUCUCCCCUCUGGUUACGCGUUCCACAACCUGAGCUGGACCGCGCCAGAUGGUCCUGACCCCUCGCCCACGCCGGCGAACCACUGUGUCGACCCCUUUGUUGAUGAGGAGUCUGGCCGCCCGUUGCAGAGCUCUGAGGCCUCAGCACUCGAGGCCUUGGGCAUCGCAGGAGGUAGCAGUGAGACCGGAAAUAUGGAAAAUGGGGACACAGUGACGAGCCUUACUAUGGAGGAUAGGGAGGGUGAAGAGGGGUGCUGGGAAGAAGACGGAGCACGAACGAACAUGCCAAAUCAAAGAGUGGACACAGGAGACCUCCCCCUCCCCCUGGUCCAUACCAGUCGAGCUGCAGGUGGAUCAGACCCCCCGUCCCCCGUGCCAGAGCCCGCUGAGGCUUCGGGCCGCUCACUGCCAACCGAGGUCCCCACAGGCAGCGAAGCAACGGCGGAGGUUAGAGUCGAACGGGGCGACGUUCCCCACAGGUGUGUGAAAAACUCUUGGAGUGGUUCACUUGAGGUGGCGUCGCCUCCUCCUUCUCAGAUGGAGACUUUUGACUUCCCAGAUGGAAUCCUUGAUGGGUCUCCAGAGUUUUGCGAAGAACUGCCAGAACCCCCGUCAGACCUCUGUGUUUGGGAAGAUGAGGGAAUGGACAGUGUUCAGGGAGAGUGGAAUCAGGUCGGGCAAAAGACAAAUGACGUAGGUGAGGUGAUCAUCGCCGGAACUCCGGAUGAAGAGCCCGGGAGAGUGCCUGCGUGCAAGAGAGGUGAACAAGGGCCAGAGGCUGAUGUCUGCACGCUAGCCCACAAAGGUGAAGAUGUUCUGUGUCAAAUGGCACAAGAGCCGGCGGAGACCAGCGAGAGUCCAGUUGGUUCUCCAGAAGAAAUAGAAAUUGCACAAAGAGAGGGAGGACAGCAGUCUGGAGAAGGGGGAACAGACAUUCAGGUCGUGGAACUCCUCGAUGUUCAUGAUUUGGACGAGGGAAUGAAAGAAAAUAAGGAGGAAAAGAUGGUCCAGAAAGACGAAGCUGGGAUCCCAGAAGCACCGAAAGAGGAGUCCGGGGAAGUGUUUGACGAACAAGCCAGCAAAGACAAAGGGAAAAGGGAAGAUUUAGAGCCAAUAGAAAGUGAUUCAACAGAGGAAAGUGUACCGAAUGAUGAGCAGGACAGAAAAGAUGGUAAAAACCAAGAUAAACAAGAGAAGUUGUCCGUUUGUGGAGACGGUAAAAUUAUCCAGCCCUUUGGCGAACCAGAAGCUCCUGAAAAGGAGAGAAAGAAUGCAGGUAGCACCCAAGAGCAUUCUCAACCACCGGUGAGCAUGGACAGAAAAGCCGAAGGAACAAGCACAAGUCAACGAGACAUGCCAGAGCCAAAGCAUCACGCGUUAAAGGAGGGCUUAGAGGGCCACUCAGGAGGCGUCGGUAGAAAGCUGCUCAUUUCCCACCAAUCUCCUUCUAUUGUUUACCGAGUCCGGUCGGUGCCGGUCGUUCCGCCGAAACCCCAGCACUGCAGGCUAACAGCGCUGAAUCUCCGGCAGCAAGAGCAGCAGCAAGAGCAGCAAGAGCAGCAAGAGCAGCAGCAGCAGCAGCAGCAGCAGCAGCAGCAGCAGCAGCAGCAGCAGCAGCAGCAGCCACAGCAGCCACAGCAGCAACAGCACAGGCAGAAUAGUGAGGGCAGGAUCCCAGACAGGGAGCGAGAAUGGAAAAAGGAGACCCCACUAGAUGACAUUUAUGUUGGGGAGGUGGAAGCAGUAGAAGAGGGUGUGGAUGAGAAACAAGGGGAAGCAAAGCAGAGGAAGGGGCUCGCCGUAGCAGAGAAGCAAAGGAGGAGUAGGGACUGGGAGGAUAUCACAGUGAAGGAUGCCAGCGCUAAAAACAAUCCCCUCAGUAUGUGUUUUGAUGAGGCGGUCGCCAAAGCGACCAUGCGACGAGAAAGGGAGAGAGAGAGCAGUGACAGGGAGAGGCAAAAGGAUUGGGGAUAUGAAUGAUGCACUGUAAUGCACGGAGCCAACUGUACAACAUUUUUUUUUAAAGUUGUACAAGUUGUAUAAGAAACUCAUUCUUAUACAAUAUGGUCAAAAUUGUAGGCGUGUGUGUGUGUGUGUGUGUGUGUGUGUGUGUGUGUGUGUGUGUGUGUGUGUGUGUGUGUGUGCGUGCGUUUGCGUGUGCAUGUGUAUGUAGUGAUGCAAAACGGCUGCUACAUGCUAACCCAUUUAAUAAACAUUUAAAUAGUUUUAUUGAUUUAACAGAAAUUCCAUUUUUGACCUCAAGUAUUUUUAAUAAGGCUAACUUAAUGUAAGAAAUGUUUUUAUACCCUGACAAAUUCAUAAUUAUUAUUUUUUUCAAAUAAAAUCCUCUUACAAGUA